UGGGUGGAGGGUGCCGCUGAUAAAAGGGGGCACAUUUCCCUCCCAUAUACAUAUCUUAACAGGAAAAAAAAAAUCAACUGGAUCUUCAUGAAAACUGGAAACUUAGUGACGACUUCUUUGUGACAACUUCUUCGCCUGUUUGUGUCAUUUCAUUAUUUCAGUUCGUGUCGCGCCCCUUCCCUGACAAGAGGUCCGCCCGUUCCAUAAGGGCGCGCGAUGCGAGAUGUGCCUUUUGGGAGUAGUUGCAGACCUUAUAUAACUUCUGACAGCAUCAUAGCGAGGCUCAGUUUGGAUCCGACUAUUUGCCGAGCAGUUUGUGAUACGUUCAGUGUUCAGCCACAACAAAACUUGGACAUUGGCCAUUUCCAACUUGGUGUUCACUUGGGAACUGACCACCGUUUAGUCUACCUGCUAGACUCUCCUAGUGAUGUUUAAAUGAUAAUUCACAUCUAAAUUGCCACAAGAGUUGUCCAGAAAACAAAAAUGUCAACGUCUCACGCCUCCAGCGAUCCAUGCGUGCAAUCAAGCCACCAGAAACAGAAUGUGGCAAGAGCAUCGGGGAAAAAGUCGUUGCCCUUUUCUAUCGACAGCAUCAUGGGCCGCGAGCCAACUAUCCCUUCCCACACCCCUGUGGUGCUGACUCCCCUCACGCCCUCUGUCGCCUCUCCGUCACCCACAUUCAACUGCUCGUCAGAGAAGAGCUCUUCCACCAAGGCUGAGGCGUCACACUACGCUGCCCUACCGAGCCCAGGGUCGGACUGUACGGACUUGUCGAUGGGGCCGCUGAAAAGAAGCGUGAAGGCGACGUCGCCGCUGACAAUUUAUACGUCCCAUUCGCCCUUGAGAAAGUCUCCUGGUGUUUGCCUGAGGACAUCCACGCCGAAUCCGGAACCCAGAAAAGAUGUUGGAGACUACGAGAGAAUUUUAUCGGAACACCACAUGAAAACGUCAGAGUCCCACCGACGUACACCAACAAGAUCUUCAGCGUCACGAGGUUACGAUUUCCGGAACGGCAAAUCUGCCGCCGCUGCAGUGAUGUAUCCGUCUAGAGAUUCCGGCAAUCAUGCCUUCUUUCAGUACACACGGGAUAUUUAUAAUGGCCUUCACGAUCCAUCACGAGGUCAACCCAUCAUGGCUGCUCUUCCUUCCGGCUUCACUGGCAUUCAUCCGGGGCUGACCAGAGAUAUACGAGAUAUGGGUCCAGUUUAUCCUAACUUUCACCACGCCUUUAUGGGAGCGAUCCCAAGGCCUGCAAGUCUCGAAGACUAUCAUGCCCAGCUCUUACGGUGUUAUCCUCUUCUCAGCCCUGGACUCUUGACCCAUAUCAGCGCUGGACAAAUGGCUAAUGUACCUUUAAACAUUUUUGAGUCUAUGAAACAUUCACAGCUUCACCAUUCAUUUCUUAGAAGUCCUUCAAACAAUAACAAUUCCAAUAUUAACAAUAACCUAAGCUGCUCUACCGCUCCAGAGAGUGGUCAUAUUUCAGGACAUUCACAACGAAUGAACGAACCCCCUUGCAAGCAACUUAGUCCGCGAUCAUCGUGCAGCACUCCUGGAAGUAUUUCUCUUCAAAAAUCGACAGACCAGCAGCGUGGAUGCUCUUAUGAUUCCCAUAGCUCUGAAUCCAGCCCCCAUGAUAUAUCCGUGAAAACAGAGGACAGUAUGGAAGCCGAUGAUCAGUGCGUGGACUUAUCUUCCCCAAACAGCUCUGUUGCGAGUAGUAAUGAAGAUUCCAAAUCGAAGAAGCUUCUUGGGAAAUCGCAAAAGACAUUCACCUGUCCUGAGUGUGGGAAAGUUUUCAACGCUCACUAUAACCUUACCCGCCACAUGCCUGUUCACACUGGUGCAAGGCCGUUCGUCUGCAAGGUCUGCGGAAAGGGUUUCCGCCAGGCUAGCACGCUCUGCCGGCACAAAAUCAUCCACACGUCCGAGAAACCGCACAAGUGCGGCACCUGCGGGAAAGCGUUCAACCGCAGCUCCACACUGAACACGCACAUGCGCAUACACCAGGGCUACAAACCGUACGUGUGCGAGUUCUGCGGCAAAGGGUUCCAUCAGAAAGGUAACUACAAGAACCACAAGCUGACCCACAGCGCGGAGAAGCAGUUCAAGUGCAGCGUCUGCAGCAAGGCGUUCCAUCAGGUCUACAACCUUACCUUCCACAUGCACACACACAACGAUAAGAAGCCCUACACUUGCCACGUCUGCGGUAAGGGUUUCUGCAGAAACUUUGACCUGAAAAAGCACAUGAGGAAACUGCACGAUGCCUCCCAGCUUGGGGGCUCAGGGCACUCCUCUGACCGCAUGAGCCCACAAUCCAAUUCAAACCAGCCCCAACAUCGGGAUCUCCCAUCCCCUCAUUCACACAUGUACUCUGGACAGGGAGGGUUCGGGCCCUCCGCGUUCCUCGCCAGACCACCCAUGUUCCAUCAUCAAGCUCUUGCGUGCCAGAGGCGCCUCCUGUCGCCUUACAUCGUCGGACCCAACGCUGCUACUCUUUUACACAAAAUUUCAUCCAUGAUAUAAAAAUUAUGAUGACAUUAACUCUUAGUGAUAUUGACAAGAGAAAAGAUAAUGGACGCGCAACACACGAGGACCAGAAAACUUGUGCUUACAAGACGUUCCUGUAAUUUAUGAUGUAUUUUUAUUUUAUUAUAUUUUUUUUUUGGAAGAAUUAUGUUGACCUGUACUUUCUAUCUUACGUUACAUUGAAAGAAAAAGAAAAUACAAUCAUAUGGUGGAGACAAAAUUUGUAUGUGAGAAUGAACUAGACAGACAGACAGACAGGCAGACAGAUAGAUAGAUAGAUAGAUAGAUAUAGAUUGAUAGAUAGAUAGAUAGAUAGAUAGAUAGAUAGAUAGAUAGAUAGAUAGAUAGAUAGAUAGAUAGAUAGAUAAAUAGAUAGAUAGAUAGAUACACUACAUACAUACAUACAUACAUGCACACAUACAUACAUACAUACAUGCACACAUACAUACAUACAUACAUACAUACAUACAUACAUACAUACAUACAUACAUACAUACAUACAUACAUACAUAUACAUUUUAAAAUAUAACUUGCAACAUGCAGUUUAUAUAUUUUCAGUUAACAUGGCUAAAAAUAUCUUUACAUAGACAUUUGCGGUAAUAUUGAAAAUGUGAAAACCUUUCAUCAAUUAAACAUUGUUUUCAAUUGUCAACUUAGUCUCUAGGCUACUUUAUGUUGUCAGUCAAAUUGAACUAAAUGCACUAACUUUCACGGCGAGUAUAACAACACUAGGGAAUUGGUCAACUAUGGUUUAGCACGAAGACUUCCUGGUGGUAGUGUUUAUUCUUGUUGAAGUGCAAUGUCCAGGGAAUGUUUCACAACAUCACAUAAGUUCCAAUCAAUUUUUUAAAAUACUAAUUAAAACAAUUUGAAACUGUUGCAGUUCUAACUGCGCAGUGAAGUAGCACAUUCAAGAAAUUAUUAAAAUUAGAGUAAAAUUUUCCUUUCAGACCAUGCGAUCUAUGGCAGGGAGGAUGUUAAGGUCAUUUGUUUCUUUGGACAACGGUAAACGAGCAGGGUGUUAUCUGGCAAGCACAACGACCAAUCGCCUUUACUUUCCCCAACUAUAAAGUCAGGUACUCACUACAUUUUGGUGGACUCAGGGGCGCCAAAAUUCCCGAAAUUCAAAAUAACAGUCUUCACCGAGAUUCGAACCCAGGACUCCAGGUUUGAAAGCCAAGUGCUUAACCAGUCCCACCAAGUAAUCAUUACAUUUUCUAAAUAGUUCAAUUAUGCUUUGUAAAAACAAUUAACAAUAAUGAAAGUAAAAGUAAGUUCCCCUUUUAGACCUAGCGGUUUCUGUGGCCAACGGUUAACGAGGGUGCCAUGUGGCUAGCACAAAGGCCAACCGCCUCUACUUUCACCAGCUAGUGUCAAUUAGAGCUGGGUGGACUCAGGGCCGCCCUAAACAUUCAGAAAUUAAAAAAUCAGUCUGCAUCAGGGUUAAAACCCGGGACCCUUGACUACUCAUUCCACCUUUAUGAAGCGACUUUCAGUAAGAACGAUUACUUUGUUCUUAAUAUGAAUGAUAUAUAUUUAAAAAAAAAACUCGGAACAUUUGUUAUCUUGCCCCUAUUCUCACCCGCCCCUUUUGUUUUCAGAUUGUACAUUUAAAUAAUUAAUAGUUUACUGCCUUCCCACCCAUACAAUUGAAUGGCUUUAUAAUUUAGAUUAAUAUCGUGUUUGGAAAAAAAAAACUUUACUUUUUAUAACUACUUUACAAAACAACAUAUUUUCAUUUUUUUACCGUUUUUCACGACAUAGUGUGAAGAGAUCUGUAUGUCCAUUCUAGACAUAAAAUAUAUGUGUCUUUGAUCUGGAUAUAUAGGCCUUCUUUUGGAAUCUGGGAUUUUUUUCGUGGGGAGUGAGUAUUAGGGCGAGGUAAAAAAUGUUCCUUUUUUAAAAAAAUUUAUCAUUGAUUAGUUGUUAAGGAUUUGGUAAUUGUUCUUAUGGAAAGUCAAUAGCUUCAUAGAGGAAGAAUUGUCUUUAAAAAAAAAAACUAUUUUAUUUUAAAAGAUAUUCCUUUCGAGCUCUCAUACAAUCUCCUCAUGAUAAUAUUUCUAAGCAGCCAAAUAAAGUUAAAAAUAGCAUAAAAAAAACAACAACAAUACAUUCAGUACAAAAAUUUAGACACGCCUCUGUGUCUCCCUGGUAUGGAAUGGUUUUUAUUACAAUUUUAUUUUAAAUGUUUAUUUUAAAGAUUUAAAUUUACUUUCAUCAAUUAGCAUGCAAUACAAUCAGCCACUUAGGUAUAAAAACGUGUUGAUCUAAUUCUAUAAACAAAAUGAGUUGGUAUCUAGAGUCUUCUACAUUUGUUUGUUUCUUUAUGGAAGAAUGGCAUAAUACAAUAGCGAACAGCUCAACAAUGCAAGUAAGAGCUUUGUUUAUUUUUAUAUACAUAACACAUAAUGCUGUGACAAUGCAUUGUGACAAUGCAGGCAUGAAAACAUAUUUUUUUUUUGUAAACAUACAUUUAAUUUGGAACAAUGCGAUGAUGGCUGUGAGGCAGGUUGAACACUUUGUAACAAAAAAUAUAUAAAUUUGUGCGCUUUUGUAUAACUUUUUCUUUUUUUAUUAGUUUAUGGUGUUUUUUAAGCGCAUAAACCAUUAUUGUGUUGUUGUUUUUUUGUUGUUUUUGUUGUUGUUGUUUUUUUUUGGUGCGAAAUAACCGUUUGACAAGAAGAAACUUAGAUUUCUGUUUUUAUGUGUUUUUUUUUCUGAUCAUUGUUAACUUUUUUUUUCUUUUUCCCCCAUAAAUAAACGCUGUGUGAAAGUUCAAACGUAAUGUUUUAAAACAGUGUGACUCUAUAGAGAGGUGAAAAAUAAAAUUAGAUUCAUGGUUUACCAAUGCAAGACAUAUAGAUAGCUAUGAUUUAGAUCGAAAUAGUUUGAGCUCCAUACGAGUAUAUAUGUACAACUAGUAUAGAGGCGGGGAGAAGAAAUAGCGUUGAAACAGUAAAGGAAAGUUAAUUUUCUGCUUUUUUAAAAAAUGGAGGUAGCCCUUGCGUGGUAUUGUAAUUGCGUGUGGGUGUGUGUGGGGGGGACGUGUGUUUGUGGGUAUGAUUGUCUGUAGGUGGGACAUGCAUGUGUGUAUGUGACAAUUUUUGUGAGAACGAGGUCCAUUCUUUAAUGUCUAUCUCUCACAUACAUGUAACCAUAUAAUUUCAAAGAAAAUAAUUAUUUUGUAUGAAUUGUUUUUAGCAUGUGUACAGUAAAAAUGGAUAACUGUCUGGCUAUGUACAUUAAAUUACAUUAUCUGAUAUAUUAUUCAAAGUAGUUUAAAAUGUAUUUGUACAAAAUUAUCCAAAUAUACAAGAGUUUAAUUUAUAUGAAUUUGUGCACAUUAUUUGAUUAUAUUCAUUGUUCUUUAGUUUCUGGAAAGAAUAAUAAAAGA
Biomphalaria glabrata is the source of this 5923-nucleotide messenger RNA. Its product is annotated as fez family zinc finger protein erm-like. The record is from RefSeq and is a predicted model, not a curated record. The transcript is spliced from 2 exons. The coding region runs from base 484 to 2526 and encodes 680 amino acids. Gene Ontology annotation, biological process: regulation of transcription by RNA polymerase II. Gene Ontology annotation, cellular component: chromosome. Gene Ontology annotation, molecular function: chromatin insulator sequence binding. NCBI's taxonomy places the organism in Eukaryota, Metazoa, Mollusca, Gastropoda, Planorbidae.